AUGAGUUCAACAGAAGAAGAACCUAGCCAAGAGCCCGGCGGUAGAAGCACCGGUGUUGGUCACAAGAUGGCUGCACACCAAAACGUCAAUGAAGACUAUACUUACGGGUACCGAGAAGCUGAGGAGGUCAGUAAGGCUUAUAAGGAGGAAUCUAGCUCCCACAAGAAAUCAGACGGUGAUGUUUACGGGUACAAAAAGCCCGAGGAUGUCAGCAAGGGGUUUGAGGAGAAGCCUUCCUCCCGCGACUACGAGAAACCAGAGGACGUUUACGGCUACAAAGAGCCUGAGGAAGUACGCUUCUCAUACAAGCCUAAAGUUCCCCGCUGCAAGAAAGGCUACAGGCUACUCGCCGGGACCUGCAUCAAGCUCGUGUCAACAGGCUGGUACGGGCUCGGGAGGUCCCAUGAUGGGGCAAAGAAGGCAUGCAGGAAGGAAGGAGCCACACUGGCCAUGCCGAAAACGGAAGAACUGGACGUCGCUCUGAGAGAUCUGGUCAAAACUGAAGGACCCAACAAAGGACACUGGAUCGGUAUGGAGGAGAAAGAGGGAACCUGGUAUUGGGUGGACGGGUCGUUGGUCGGCCAGAAUGGGUACAAGGGAUGGAAUCCAGGCCAGCCAAGUAACCCCCGAUGGCCGCCCACAUGUGGACAGUACUGGGAAAAGUCAAAAAGUCCCGACUGGCUCUUCUCACAGUCUGGACACCCCAUGUGGGACGACGAUGCUUGCUUCAGUCUGAAGAGUUUCAUCUGUCAGCGUCCCCCGGCCUAAAUAGAGACUUUCAAUAUACAUUCGUUCUGCCUAACAUCGCAGUAUAUGAAAUUCUACUAAACAUGCAUUUCAAUCUUUUAACGUAGCA
Messenger RNA from Branchiostoma belcheri (Belcher's lancelet), 856 nucleotides. Its product is annotated as C-type lectin domain family 4 member M-like. The transcript is spliced from 6 exons. The record is from RefSeq and is a predicted model, not a curated record. Bases 1 to 768 code for a protein of 255 amino acids. Lineage: Eukaryota; Metazoa; Chordata; Leptocardii; Amphioxiformes; Branchiostomatidae.